GUUGUGCCACAUUGUGCCGGAUAAAAAAAAGAUUCGAUCUCUAAAGUGAUCUACUUCGUACGAUGCUUCUUCCUUGGAUCCUGCGACAACCGAUAUUUUAUGUGUCGUUUAUCUAUGCAUUCCCGCCAGGAAUAGGACACGUUGCAGCGAAAAGGAGAACGGUUUCCCACAACGGUGUGUUUCCUGAUCCAUAUUCGAGAUCUAUCGUAUUAAACGUCCUCCCGAAAGAUACAACUACAGAUGAACGUAUAUAAAGGAUUCAUUUCGGUUUUUGCAUCGUCUCGAAUUCUAGUGCCGUGGAAUGCACCGAAUGCACGAGGCGCGUUGCAACAAUACCGGUUGCUCGGGUUGCUCUGCCUCGCCAGCGAUGCGAACUCUGUGAUUUCCAUUCCCUCUACUAAUCUAGCAUUCAGGAUUACAACGAACAACAAGGAAAGAUGUGACUGAACUUACUACAGAUCUCAGACCUAAAAUAAUGUAAAUAUGGCAGAGGGUGGAACGGAACCAAAGUCCGGUGACAAUCAAGCAUCUAAGCUUCAGUUAGACGUGAACGAGUGUCUUGGUAAUUGGCUAGUGUACUUACAGACCCUCAAUGGCCUAUGCACAGCUGGCACGAAGUUGGCCCAGUCGUUGCAGAUACUUCUGUCUGCACAUGACUCGCUGGCCCAAUGCCGGUUGACCGGACAGUGCCUCGUUGGCUGGGAAGAGCUGACAAGGGCGACGUACAUAGCUAGCAACACUGUGAAGAAUCAUAUAAUCUCGGCUCUGAGAGAUCACGAGACCAGGGAGAAUGAAAGAGAGAAACAUGACAUACUUAGAGAUAAUCUAUUAACGUUCAUAAACUUACAAUAUCAAUUCUGCGUUGCCUGCUGCGAAUGCUUAGGUGGAAUGGCAGAAUGUUCUUGUUCCCAAAGUGGCACUGCCGAAUGCGAUAUCGCCUCUCUACAACAAUGCUUCGAAAGAUUAUAUACUUCUCCGCCACCGGUAUCGACGUCGUCGACGCAACAGUCGGUGCAAAAUUGUCAUAGAUCCCCAUUACCCUAUCCUUUAUUUCCUCUGCAGGUCCAGAGGAGAUGGUCCGAAACCGCGGCUGCAGAAAUAUCGGGCGAAGCGUCGGAGAAUACGAUGAGAAGGUGGUCCAUGCCUUGGGACUGCAGGAACAUCACUGACUGGCCGCGACAAGAUGUUAGACCGCGAUUAAGUGUUCCUCAUCAAGACAGAAGUAGAUCUACCACGCCAGACACGAUAUGGAAAACGUCCACAAUGGCUAGUCAGGAUGGCUUGCAGGAGGCGAUUCAAUUGUUGUCUUGCAAACCAGGCGUCAGGCCUCUGAAUCAGUUGUCCACGUAUACUAAUCAGCAUAUUCCGGGUGUUACUUUGACGACGUGCAAUUUCGAGUCGAGUUACGAUUCGAGCAUCUGGCCGGGAUCUCGUAAAGUUGGUUCGUCGAGGUGCUGGCCGCACGAGUCUCAUUCGAGCGAUCACUCCGAGCAGUCAGGACGCCGGGAGAGUGAUCAGAGCGUGCACAGUGGGGAGCACAGAGAUUCGGAGCAAAGUGGAACCAGCGGUAGCCACGGGGACAGCAAAGACAGCAUUCAUUCGCACAGUGAUCAUAGGGAAGUUGAGCUUGGUGAGUGUAUAGGCACUGUAGAUACAUUGCCGUCGCGUAAGAGCAGCUCGUCGACGGACUCUUGCAUAUCAGCCCAUAGUCGUUCAGGUUCCGAGAGCGCCGGUGGCGGGGAAUGCGCGAGAUCUCAGCUGUAUUCGAUGUGGAGCGGCAGCGACUUGCCCUUUAUCAAAUUGCCAGAGAGCAACGAGACGCAAGACGAACAUUCGCCGGUGUAAAAUACUUGGUAACGGCGUUGCACACGAGUUUAAUUCUUUCCUUUUCUACGCUAUCGUUGGUCAUUAAAUGGGAACGAUCAAAAUCGUUCUUCUUAUCAUAUUUAGAAACGCGGCGUAGUAAUACGCGCGUUGAUAAUGCGUAUGAUUCAAUGUACGUAAUCGUUGAGAACGCGUGAAGCGCGGCGUUUGAUGUUCGGUAUAAGCAGAAGUAGAGUCGAAUGAGUGUGUUUAUACGUACGCGGUACGCCGGUACAUAUAAUCGCUCGAACGAGUAGAUGGUAUUACGGAAUAGAUUUAUUUAUAAAAAUGUAAUGUAAAAUUUUUGAUUGUCUGCAUCAGUUUACUAAACGGGCAUCGCUUGAUAUUGGUCCCGGUAUCUCUUUCUAGUCUCUCUCUAUAUAAUUUACUGGGGAGAAUUGCUCAUCGUUAUAUUUCUUUUUCGUUCGUCGAACCACACUCUCUCCGUUCACACGGCAAAGCUUUAAUGGAAUUUCCGAUUUUAGUUGUCGACAUUAUGCUAACGUUAUUAUUUAUAUUACAUGUAACCGCUUGAAUUUGAGAGCAACAACAACUUGGACAUUUCCCAGCUCGAUCCCUUUAUCAUGCAUUCACGUAACCGAGUGCGACAUUAAACCAUAUCAUACAAAAUGCAUUCCCAGCGAUUUGAUUGUUCACACGCGUGCAUCGCCGCGCAAUAAAGCGUAUCCUUGUCAUGCCUCCAAUACUGUUUAACAAUAUCGGUUGUCGCCUAUCGUAACGUAUGUCAACUUAUUCGGAAAACGUUCAGACGAGUUCUAUCCGACGCAAGUAACAAGAAUGAUUUGAUACAUGUACAACUUGUUUAUAUGGCACAGAAAAAUAAAAGAUUCGACGCUACUUACAUA
Messenger RNA from Ceratina calcarata, 2729 nucleotides. RefSeq lists its product as uncharacterized. The record is from RefSeq and is a predicted model, not a curated record. NCBI's taxonomy places the organism in Eukaryota, Metazoa, Arthropoda, Insecta, Hymenoptera, Apidae. The transcript is spliced from 11 exons. Bases 484 to 1845 code for a protein of 453 amino acids.